UCAUCAUCAUCAACAUUUUGCAUCAAUCACUGAGCUUCUUAAUUCUGCUCAUCAAUCCAAUUUUUUUCAUGGCGGAAAAGCUCGGUGAUGGCAUAGUCUCCCUCAAUCCUAAACCCUCCAAGGGUUUCUCCUCUAAGCUUCUCGAUCUUCUGGAGAGAGUUGUUGUCAAGCUCAUGCACGAUGCUUCUCUCCCUCUCCACUACCUCUCCGGAAACUUCGCUCCCCUCAAGGAUGAGACUCCUCCCGUCAAAGAUCUCCCCGUCGUCCAUGGAUUUCUUCCCGAAUGCUUGAAUGGUGAAUUUGUGAGGGUUGGUCCAAAUCCCAAGUUUGAUCCCGUCGCUGGAUAUCACUGGUUUGAUGGAGAUGGUAUGAUACAUGGGGUUCGCAUCAAAGAUGGGAAAGCAACUUAUGUUUCUCGAUAUGUUAAGACAUCACGUCUCAAGCAGGAAGAGUUUUUCGGAGCUGCCAAAUUCAUGAAGAUUGGGGACCUUAAGGGGUUUUUCGGAUUGCUUAUGGUCAAUAUGCAACAGCUUAGAACUAAACUCAAAGUAUUGGACGACUCUUAUGGAUAUGGAACUGGUUGGUUACUUCAUCCCUUCUACCUAGCUAGUAUCUUAACAAAUCUCACUCUCUUUUUCCAUGCACCAGCUAAUACAGCGCUCGUAUAUCACCAUGGAAAACUUCUAGCAUUACAGGAGGCAGAUAAGCCGUAUGUCGUCAAAGUUUUGGAAGAUGGGGACCUGCAAACUCUUGGCAUGAUAGAUUAUGACAAGAGAUUGACCCACUCCUUCACUGCACACCCAAAAGUUGACCCGGCUACGGGUGAAAUGUUUACAUUUGGCUAUUCGCAUACGCCUCCUUAUCUCACAUACAGGGUGAUCUCGGAAGAUGGCAUUAUGCUUGACCCAGUCCCAAUCACUAUAUCAGAGCCAAUCAUGAUGCACGAUUUUGCUAUUACUGAGAGUUAUGCAAUCUUCAUGGAUCUUCCUAUGCACUUCAGGCCAAAGGAAAUGGUGAAAGAGAAGAAAAUGAUAUACUCGUUUGAUCCCACAAAGAAGGCUCGUUUUGGUGUUCUUCCACGCUAUGCCAAGGAUGAACUCAUGAUUAGAUGGUUUGAGCUUCCCAACUGCUUUAUAUUCCACAACGCCAAUGCUUGGGAAGAAGAGGAUGAAGUCGUCCUCAUCACUUGUCGCCUUGAGAAUCCAGAUCUUGACAUGGUCAGCGGGAAUGUGAAAGAAAAACUUGAAAAUUUUAGCAACGAACUGUACGAAAUGAGAUUUAACAUGAAAACGGGCUCAGCUUCUCAGAGAAAACUAUCGGCAUCUGCAGUUGAUUUCCCCAGAAUCAACGAGCGCUACACUGGAAAGAAACAGAGAUAUGUGUAUGGAACAAUUUUGGACAGUAUCGCAAAGGUUACAGGAAUUAUCAAGUUUGAUCUGCAUGCGGAGGCUGAGACAGGCAAGAAAAUGCUGGAAGUAGGAGGUAAUAUCAAAGGAAUCUAUGAGCUGGGACAAGGGAGAUAUGGUUCAGAGGCUAUAUAUGUCCCGCGUGAGGCAGCGGAAGAAGAUGAUGGCUACUUGAUAUUCUUUGUUCAUGAUGAAAACACAGGGAAAUCAUGUGUGAAUGUGAUCGACGCAAAAACAAUGUCGGCUGAGCCAGUGGCAGUGGUGGAGCUGCCUCAUAGGGUCCCAUAUGGCUUCCAUGCGUUGUUUGUUACAGAGGAACAACUCCAGGAACAAACUCGUAUAUAAGCCAAGCUGUACUUGUAUAUAUAUACUAUUCCGGAGCUGUGGAAGCUGAGGCAAAACCGGGAAGUUGGAUGAUACGGAUACUACUAUCACACAGACUAUGGCAUCAUGUAUUCAUACUAAAUGCCUCGUUUCUCUUUACAGAAAAUUAUAUAUAUUUCAACCUUCCAAUAGCCAACAAUCUUCCUUGGCCUUUACAAUGCACUCUUUCGAAUCGAGGAGAUUGGUGGCUUUCUCCGUUGUUCUUUACAUUCUUUAAGUUCAGUCAACUUCAGUACCCA
Eutrema salsugineum is the source of this 2029-nucleotide messenger RNA. RefSeq names its product carotenoid 9,10(9',10')-cleavage dioxygenase 1. Gene Ontology annotation, biological process: carotene catabolic process. NCBI's taxonomy places the organism in Eukaryota, Viridiplantae, Streptophyta, Magnoliopsida, Brassicales, Brassicaceae. The record is from RefSeq and is a predicted model, not a curated record. Gene Ontology annotation, cellular component: chloroplast stroma. Gene Ontology annotation, molecular function: carotenoid dioxygenase activity. The transcript is spliced from 13 exons. Bases 69 to 1751 code for a protein of 560 amino acids.